CCCAAUCGUCCACCUCGUCUAGCCUCCCCCUUCCUUCCCAACAUUCAUUCAUCACUGCGGCAGCCAUUCCUGAAUCCUGACGAGUGAACUGUGUAGCUCAGCACCAGAACUCAAAUCCUAACUUGUUUCUUGCUUGAUUUUUGUUGUGGGUAUAGUAGCUCGGUCUCUGACUCUCCGCCGGAGGUAGCUAGAGUACACAUAAUAUAUCGGAUUCAAGCUGGUCGAUCAGCUAGCAGUUGAGAGAGAUAAGCUAGGCACUAUGGUGAACACGACGGCGUCGAUGGCGAACGGCGGCAAGGGGCUGCCGCUGGCGUCGCUGAACCACAUCAGCAUCGUGUGCCGGUCCGUGGAGGAGUCGCUCGACUUCUACAUGAACGUCCUCGGCUUCAUGCCCAUCCGCCGCCCCGGCUCAUUCGACUUCGACGGCGCCUGGCUGUUCAACUACGGGAUCGGCAUCCACCUGCUGCAAGCGGAGGACCCGGAGAGCUUGCCGGAGAAGACGGCUCGGAUCAACCCAAAGGAUAACCACAUCUCUUUCCAGUGCGAGAGCAUGGUGGCGGUGGAGCGGCGGCUGAAGGAGCUGGGGAUCGCGUACAUCCAGCGCUGCGUGGAGGAAGGGGGAAUCUACGUGGACCAGAUCUUCUUCCACGACCCGGACGGAUUCAUGAUCGAGAUCUGCAACUGCGACAACCUCCCCGUCGUCCCGCUCGCCGACAACACAUUCGCCAUGGCCGCCUGCAAGAAGCGACCCGUCGUCUCCUCCAAGCAGCAGCAGCCGAUGCCGAUGCCGGCCGCGCCGGCUCCGCCGGCGUGCAUGCCGUCGUCGGCCAACAAGGCCAUGCAGCUCGCCGGCGGCGAGGAGGCGCACAUCUCCUGCGCGUAAAUUGAGUUGAUGGCGAUUGGAACUUGGAAUGUAGCGAGCGAGCGAGCGUCCAUGAGUGAGUGAGGGAGUAUGUAGCUAGCUGUGGGUUGCCGGAAUGGUGGCGUCUCUGUAUAUGAUCGAGCGUAGCAGUGAUCAGUGAUGGAGCAGCAGCAUUGGUCCUAUUGCUCUGCUCCCUUUUGUGUACGAAUAAUUAUGUUAUUAUGAUCAAGGCGAGAAGAGUGCGCGGUUUAUAUUAUACCAUUCAUU
This is a messenger RNA of Brachypodium distachyon (stiff brome), 1129 nucleotides long. RefSeq lists its product as uncharacterized. The coding region runs from base 260 to 883 and encodes 207 amino acids. The transcript has 3 exons. Lineage: Eukaryota; Viridiplantae; Streptophyta; Magnoliopsida; Poales; Poaceae. The record is from RefSeq and is a predicted model, not a curated record.